AAUAAUCUGCAUCGUAACAAUUAUAAAUGAUUGCUGACCAAUUGUGUACAAAGCUGGAUACAACAUCGAACAAAUGCGACUCACGAUUUUAAUUAGACGUGUGUAUGUGUGUGUGUGUGUAUAAACAACAAGGAAAAGAUCAUCGCGACAUGCUUUUCGGGGCAGUCAAACCGAUCGGUAUAUAAAAGACGCCAACGGUCAGCACAACACUAUCAUUCAUUCAAACGUUCGUAACAAAAAGCAGAGUCUCUUGCGCGUCUUCUGCUGUUGUUAAUGUUCAAGUAUUGUGUUCAAUUGUUGCAAUUUUAGACGAGAUUCGUGUUCUUUUGUCUAUAGGCAAUAUUUUUUGCAAAAAUGCAUUUUUAUUUGAGUGAAUUCAGUGCCGCCGUAGGCCGAAGCAUUCAACGUUUUGGCUUUGUUAAAUUGGCCAUUUUUGUGUUGUUAAGCUAUCACAUCGUUGAAGCAAAGAAUUAUUGUUCCUAUUGUAAACAUCACGUUGCCUGCAAUAAUGAUGGUAAUUUCGGGAAGGAUUGUUCAGCCGAUCGACAAUUGUUAGAAAUGAACACCUCACAGAAGGAAUACAUCGUAAAACUCCACAAUCGAAUGAGAAACAAAAUUGCUUUGGGACAAAUUCCAAAAUAUAGUUCGGCCGCAAAAAUGCCGUCCUUUCAAUGGAGUGAUGAACUAGCUUAUUUGGCUGAAUUAAAUGUACGAUCCUGUAAUUAUGGUCAUGAUGAGUGCAGAGCAACAGAUAAAUAUCGUUGGGCUGGUCAAAAUAUUGCACGGCGCGGAAAUACAAAGGGAUAUGAAAAUACUAAUACAGCCAUCAAAAAGAUGAUCAAUGACUGGUUUAUCGAAUACAAAGAUGCUGACAUGAGCUAUAUCAAGUCAUAUCACAAUCAUCCGUUGGGGAAGAACAUCGGUCACUUCACAGUCAUGGUGAAUGAUAAAAACAAUGCGAUUGGAUGCGCAAUGAUACGUCACCAAGAAGGUGUCUUCAAGUAUCGUUACUUGGUGUGCAAUUAUGGUUUUACAAACAUUUACGAGCGACCGGUGUACGAAAAGGGUGCGACCGGUUCAAAAUGCAAAGAACGCCACUCGAUUUACGAAGGUCUUUGCUCAGCAAAACAAGUUGUUAUUCCAGUUCCUUGAUCCAAUUUGUACCAAAAAAAAGGUCCAAAUCUAUGAAAUACUCAUUUGAAAUUCGUUAAUUUGUUAUAACUUAUUUAUUUGUGAUUCGCAUUUUUGAUGUAAUCUUAUUAUUGAAGAUAAACUUGACUAAUGAAAAUCUUCACAAAACUUGAAAACUUUAAUCAAUUACACAAUUAAAUGUUCGAAAUUAUCAUCACAUCUCCGUAGUGUUGAUUUGUUUUA
This is a messenger RNA of Sitodiplosis mosellana (orange wheat blossom midge), 1374 nucleotides long. RefSeq names its product antigen 5 like allergen Cul n 1-like. The coding region runs from base 355 to 1152 and encodes 265 amino acids. The record is from RefSeq and is a predicted model, not a curated record. The transcript has 5 exons. NCBI's taxonomy places the organism in Eukaryota, Metazoa, Arthropoda, Insecta, Diptera, Cecidomyiidae.